Contarinia nasturtii (swede midge) is the source of this 1696-nucleotide messenger RNA. RefSeq lists its product as uncharacterized. The record is from RefSeq and is a predicted model, not a curated record. The transcript is spliced from 2 exons. The coding region runs from base 119 to 1498 and encodes 459 amino acids. Lineage: Eukaryota; Metazoa; Arthropoda; Insecta; Diptera; Cecidomyiidae.
CAUUUUUUAUCAAGAUAAUUUUACAUUUGCUUGAGACUAAAUAAAAUAAAAAGUUCUAUUUGACUAAAAAUUGAUUUAUUGAGUAUAAGAGUCAGUGUAUUUACAAAAUCGUAACAAAAUGCAAGGAACUUCUACUUCUUCAGGGGAUGUGUGUGCUCCGUUGAAACGAAAAAUGAAAUUCACCGAUAUGAAUAUCGAUUGUAUCGAGAGCUGUUUAGAGCAUUUAAAACUCGAUGAUCUUUUGAAUGCAGCUGCUUCAAAUAAACGUUUAAAUCGGGCUGCUUCGUUUAUUUAUCAUCGAAGCUAUAGUACCAAGUUAAUUCAUUUAAAUAUCGUACCAGGAAAUCGAUCACUACAGUUCCGACCGAAUUCUCGUAUCGAGUUUUGUAAUUUAAUGUCAAGCUUACGUUUGCUACGCUGUUUCGGCAAUCUCAUAAAAAACAUAUUAAUUUCGUACAAAGGUGUUUAUAAAAUUGUUGAUGACGAUCUAGAUGACAUUGGCAUAAAUAAUUAUGAACUAACUCUGCGUGCAAUUGAAUAUUUAAAUGAAUAUUGUACUGAAUCCUCGACUCUUAUUCAAUUUAACAAACUUAAAAAUGUACCGGUAUAUUUAAAAGAACAAUUCAAACAUGUAACAAAGCUUCAAAUGGUUGAUUGUGAUUUUACUGAAUUGGUUGAAAACAAUUCUUUUAAUGCUAUAUUUCCAAGAACGGAAGAAUUUUUCGUGUCAAUAACUGAUUCGAUACUAUAUCCUACAAGUUCAUUCAAAUUUAUGGCAAAUCACUUUCCAUUCUUGGAAAGAUUGCAUAUUCGUCAUUCGGAUCGCUAUCUAAUUGAGACACGUUCAUUGAAGCAAAGUUUAACAGCAGCUAUUCAUUUGAAUCCACAAUUGAAACAGCUAACCAUUAAGCAGUAUAAUUCAUUUUUCGACGCAAAUUUUCUUCAAAGUGUCAACAACAGUCUAAAAAAUUUAGAGUUCCUGGGACUUAGCAUGGACGAGGAAUUCAAUUCAAAAGCUAACGGUGAAUUGAUACAAUUUAAAAAUCUCAAAACGCUUGAGAUUUACAUACAAUCAAGCGCAGAAUCAUUUCAAAUCCCAUUUGCCAUUGAUAAACUUGAAGUAUUGGUGUUUGCAAUGAAUGUAAGACUCACCAAUUUUUCAUACGAAUUUAUUGAAAAACAUCCAUAUCUAACGAAUUUAACGUUGCAUGCAAUAAAACAUGAACAUGCUAUAAAUUCCAGAAUAAAUGUAUCAAGAAUCGCUAAUUCGUUGCCAUUACUUGAGAAACUAAAAUUUGCCAUGAAUAUUAACAUUACAAUCGACGAAAUACUUCCACACUGCACAAAAUUCAAAUCACUUAACGAAAUGUCUUUCUGUCAACAUGGAAAUGUUGAAGUCACUGCUUUGAAGCCAUUCGAAUCUAUUGGAUGGAGUGGAACUGUUGAACGUAUGUCACAAAAAACUCGAAUUAAUCUCAAAAGAAUUAAAUCCGAGUAAAACAAUCGAAAAAUUGUUCCAACAUAGUAAUUAGUUAAUCUCUGCAGACUUUCAGCAGACUGUUCAUAUGAAAUGACAAAAAUUGUGACAUUUAUCGAUUGGCUCUUCAACGUGUAGUAUUUUAGUAUUUUAGAUAUCCAAAUUCACAAAUAUUUUGAUAAUUCCGAUCGGAGCUAAAUUAUUCAAUUCAAAAAUCAA